This is a messenger RNA of Bactrocera oleae (olive fruit fly), 5400 nucleotides long. Its product is annotated as NFX1-type zinc finger-containing protein 1. Lineage: Eukaryota; Metazoa; Arthropoda; Insecta; Diptera; Tephritidae. Gene Ontology annotation, molecular function: helicase activity. Gene Ontology annotation, biological process: regulatory ncRNA-mediated heterochromatin formation. Gene Ontology annotation, cellular component: nuclear RNA-directed RNA polymerase complex. The record is from RefSeq and is a predicted model, not a curated record.
GAAAGUUCAUGAGCUCUCACGAAAGAGAGGAGUUUCGGAUCAUUUUAUCUAUGUCUAUUGUUGAUCUUUAAAGGAAAGCAAUAAUUGUGGGUGUAGAAAUGCCUGAUAUAGAAUCCGAUGACCAAGAUUGGUUCAAUAAAGAUGAAGAAGAGAUUUUGCAGAGCUUGCAAUGCAAGGUUAAUAAUGAGCAUACACAAACUAAUAUAGAAUAUAUACAUGGCCCAUCAGAAACAGACGAAUACCUUCAGCAAAAACUAUUGGAAGCUGCAUCACACCUUUGCAAAGGAGCUGUUAAAAAAAAGAUGUCCACAUCAGAUAUGCGUAAAGCAAUUAAUCUGGAACCAUUGGACGCCUUCCUAUUUAUUAAAACAAACGAAAAUAAUUUUUUUGUUGAUCAAAUUUCGAAUAGUGAUGGACUGGAGCGAGUUAUUUUAUACUUGCGUAUUUGGUCUAAAUUAUGUGAACUAGAGCUUCCUGGAUUUCAAAAAGAGCUUCUACAGCAUUUUGUGAAUAAGGACAUAUUUUUAGAACAGUUACGUGUUUUAAGUGAUAAACUUUUUCGAAAAAAAUUUAAGGCGGUAUGGAAUAAUUCUGAAGAAGUAGACGAGAUCCUAAAUGCAAUGCGAUUCCUAAUAGUUCGUUUGCAUAAAUGCCAACUAAUAUCAACAAAAAUAUCGCAUGUAAUAGAGCAUAUAAAGAAACUCAUUGAAGAUAGCGAUAAUCCAGACAUGGUUCAACGACAACUGUGCCAGCAGCUAAAAAUUGAACUGGAUAGAGUGUUAAAAGAAAAAUGUAAUCAGCUAUACGAAAAGACUAACAUGUAUCCCACACUUAAUGAACUCUUUGAAGAAAUCAACGGGGAAGACUACAAUCAAAUCAUUAACACUUUAAAAGUUACUGAAAAAUUGGAAGUGUCAGAGUAUAUUGCAAAGCAGAAACGCAUUAUUCGUGAAGAUUUUUUGAUUCCUCUACGAGAUUAUGUAUGCAAAUUAAAAAAAUACGGAGCAGUACCAUAUGGGCCAGAGAUAUUUAAGGACGUUUGCAUUGUUCUUAAUGCAGAUUUCAUCAUUGCUAAACGCCAUGAAAUGCUUUUCGUUGAUGUGUUCGGCAAACAGCGCUCAAGGGAGGACAAUAAAGUGAAAUUGUUGGGUAAAACUACGAUAAAACUAUCUAGUCUUAAAUCUGGCUCCUUACUUUUGUUGACAACAAAUAGCAGCUUUGAAAAUCUCAUCUUGGCAACGGUUACUUACACCGAGGAAAAACUACUACGUUUGGGAUACAUAGGUGUGGAAAUUGUGCAGCAAUAUAAUAUUGGAACUGUUUAUGACCGACCUUUGCUGAUGUUCGAAACACCAGCCUUCUACGAACCUUAUAACAACGUAUAUACUUAUUUGAAUACCUAUGGCGAGGAUAAGUUGCCUAUGAAGCAAUAUAUUAUUGAUGGUGAGAGCAAUGUAUCUCCACCUCGAUACCUAAAAACAAUCAAAUCGUAUUCUUAUGAUGGAGACAACGAAGUCAACAAGCCAAAAAGUCUUCCACUAAAUAAUUCACAGUGGAAUGCAUAUUGUGAAGCGUUAACACACGAAUUUUGUCUAAUACAGGGUCCACCAGGAACUGGUAAAACCCAUCUUGCGGUACAUUUGGUGCGUACUCUUAUUGCGAACGUUAAAACACCCAUCGUGCUAAUUACUUACACGAACGAUUCGUUGGACAAGUUCUUAUUGAAGCUUUCCUCCUAUACCAGUAACAUUUUACGAUUCGGUAGCCAAACGCGCCUGCCCGAAAUUUCAAAAUUUAAUAUACAGUUAGAAUCCACCCAAAAAGAAGAGGUAAAUCCCCGUCUCAAGCGUCUCUACUACACUGUAAAUGAAGAAUUCAAGUCCAAGUUUCAAAUCUUGCAAAAAAUGCAUACGAAUUUCGAUGGCAGUGAAGAAUCCUACCAGGAUUUGUUAGCAGCACAGCUAGCUGUAAGCGAUGUAUCUGAAAAAUUAAAAACAAUACGCAUAAUGUUUCAAUUUUAUGCAUCACGAAAAGCUGAUAUCAUAGCAAUGACUUCAACUUUCGCUGCUAGAAAUAAUUUCCUAUUUCGUCUGCUACAAAGUAAAAUCGUGAUUUUCGAGGAAGCUUCGGAAAUUUUGGAAUCACACGUCCUGGCUUGCUUAACGCCAUAUACCGAACAUGUCAUCAUGAUUGGUGAUCACCUGCAGUUAAAGCCUUACACUUCAAACCAUCGCCAUAGCUGUACAUCUCAACUAAAUAUAUCGUUAUUCGAAAGGCUCUUCGUUAGCACAUUGAAAGGGUAUACGCUCAACGUGCAAUAUCGUAUGCGCCCUUGUAUUGCGGAUCUAAUUCAUUCCACCUUCUACACUGAGCUAAAUAACAAUGAUACAGUAAAUAGUUAUCCAAAAGUUCGAAACAUGCAGAAAGAUCUAUAUUUUUAUACACACAAUGAUACUGAAUUUUACUCGGAGGAUGAUUGUUCCCUCUAUAAUCUGUAUGAGGUGAAGAGAAUCUUAGAAUUGGCGAAAUUUUUAAUAGAAAAGGCUUCUUAUACAGCCAAUGAUAUUGUCAUUCUAAGCCCUUAUGCAAAGCAAGUGGAACGCUUGAAAUCCAAGGCACUUAAUUCCUUUGGAAGUAUCAAGUUGAAUAUUUCUACUGUGGAUAGCUUCCAGGGAUUAGAGGCUAACAUAGUACUUCUGUCGUUGGUGCGAAGCAAUUCCAAAGGACAAAUUGGAUUUCUCAAAGAGAAGAAUCGUAUUUGUGUGGCUCUUUCACGUGCCAAAUACGGUCUGUAUAUCAUUGGAAAUCUGCCAUUCCUAGCAAGCUGCAGUGAGUUGUGGCAGUCCAUCGAACAGAAAUUAAAGACACAGGACGCAAUUGGCAAUGCCUUUCCGAUAAUGAAUACAGAACAACCAUAAAAAUAGCGAUUGUUUAAGUUAAAAACGUUUAAUUUUGCACUGUUCAUCAUUUCGUGCUUGCACGCAUUAAUGUUAUAAAAUAAAAAACAAAUAUUUGACAUUUCGACUUGUGACUUUAUUUAUUUAUUUUAUUUUUGUUUUAUUUAUGUAAGUUCUUUUUUUAUUUAUAUUAAUUUUCUUGUUAUCAUUUAUUUAUGCUUCUUCUAUAACCACUUUUAAGCUACACUACAAUGAUAAAAUUUUACUGAAAUUAUGUUGGCUUUCCCUUUUAGUUCCGUUGUUUUGCUUUUAUGUAUGUAUGUAUGCAUUAAGUAAUUGAUACGAUGAGAUAAUGUUCUCGCAGUUUUAACUUUAUGAAUAUAUUUAUGUGUAUGCAAUAAGUUUAAUUAAAUUUUAAAGAAAAGCUGCACUCCAUAUGCAUGUAUAUAUUUCGUAGCUGACUGUGUGUAAAAUAUAUGGAUGUCGUCAACAGUUUGUGCAAUAAGGAGUCGCAUUAACAUAUAAUUAAGAGUGCAAUUAAUUUAAUUCAUAAUUCAUAUUAUGAUGAACAUAUAUAUUCGAUAUUCCAUAUUUUAAUGAACAUAUAUUUACCAUAUUUAAAGUUUUUUAUAUGAGAAAUUGUUAUUUUUUUUAACGAUUUAUGACAAAGAAUUUAAGCUGAUUGCAGAUUAUUUGGCAAAAGCUUAGUCCCUAUUGCACCAACUGUUCUUUACUGCGCCUGCGCUCUGGCUGUUCCCUUUUAUAUAAUUUACACACAUUCAAUCUCACACAUUUUGCUCUUAUCAAUUUUUGGGUUGCCUUUUUGGAUAUUUAAAAAUGAAUACCAUAUUUAAAAACUAAACUGUCCUUACAAGCUUUUGAAAAUUAUUUUUCGAAAUUAUCACUGUAUCCAUACAUAGAAAACGUGUGUAAUCGAUUGGAAUCACCGAUUUUUAUUAUUUUGAAGGCUUAAUUACAACAUUGCGUUUAUAUUUAAAUGAAUUUUUAAAAAUCGAAUCACCUCUAGCGGAUUGUUGUUCCAGUAGACGUUUUGGUGAGUAUUUUACACUAUUAAAAUAACAAUAAUUAGUUCAAUUUAUUUUGAUGUAAUUUCAUUGUUUGCUUUAUGAAUUUUGUACUGAUUUCUUGAUGUUUAUUUAUAUAUGCGCCAAUUAUUACAUUAUUUUUUAAAUAUUUGAAAAUACCUUGUCGAUCGAAGGUAAUAACGCAAAAUUUUCGCUCGGCGGUAAGCUGCUAUAGUCGUAAGAAAUUCAAUUGAAAAGGUAUUUUACUUUACCUUUAGUUAAAACAACCUAAGGAAAUUUUAAUUGUCUAUAGUGUUAAAUUUUUAUCCGAAAUACGGCAUAAUACAAUAAAUUAAUUGUGUUAUGUGUUCCGCAAAAAAUAUUCAAUUUUCGAAUACAUUCAAAUCGGAGCUCCAAUGAAAUACUGAGUUCCUACUUGUAGUAGAUGCAAAAGCUAUAAAUAGGGCUAACCAGUGGUAUCAUACUGAUGUAAAUAAUGGGAGUUAAACAAUGCUUUUGAUUGACGUUGUCUAGAUGUAGCUUAUUUGAUAAAUGCGCAUUUAUUAAUUUCUUUACAUUUAAUUGUCCAACUAAAUCGUUAAAUUUUUAUUAUUUUUUUCUAGCAUUUAUUUAUUUAUUUUUAAUUUUUGUGUUUUUCAUUUUCAAUCAACCACUCAUAAUCAUGUUCAUCAUACCAGUUACAUUACAUGUUUGUCUAUAUAAAAAUACAUUAUGUAUGUAUACUUUUCGGCGAAUAUGUUUUGUUAUAUUACUUCUUUGUUGUUUUAAUUGGUUUCUUAGUUGUUUUACAUGUUUUCUAUUUUCAUAAAAAUUUCUUAGCACUUUUAUUUGUAUGUGUUUUGCAUUCCGUGUAUAAAACCAAUAUUUUAUUGUUGCAUAUGUGUAUACUCGUAUGCAUGUACAUAUGUACGCUUUGCAAGCAUUCUCGAUAAGUUGAUUUAUAUUAUUGGUGUUAUUGCGGUUUAUUAAUUCACAAUUUUAAUUUUCAAAUGCAAAAAUACCUUUUGUGUUUAAUCUGGUAUCAUUGGUUGUUUAUUUUAUUUUCAUUAUUUUCCUUACCGUUUGCAUGUACAUACAUAUGUAAGUUUUUGUUAGAAUUGUUGCGUGUUGUUGGGUUGCUUACUAUUACAAAAGACUUUCAUCUUUUUUUUUAGGUAAUAAAUUGAAAUCAAAAUAUUAUUAUGUAGUUACAGAUUCGCAAUCAAAAGAAUGCUAAAUGGAAAAAUUGAAAAUUCCACUGCAAGCAUACGAAGAAGAAACUGAACUAGGAAGCUUUUGGAGAGGCGUUGCAUGCGCUUUUCACCGAUGUGUUUGCUUUUACAUUAGUUGGGAUACUCUGUGUUACAUAAAUAGUGUUGCGUAGCAAAUGGGGACCUUUACUCUUAAAUUAGGUUACAUUAAAAAGUAAAGAUAUACAGUAAAUUCUUAUUACAAAAUAAAGCAAUUUUACAUACAUA